Lentinula edodes (shiitake mushroom) is the source of this 2679-nucleotide messenger RNA. RefSeq lists its product as uncharacterized. Lineage: Eukaryota; Fungi; Basidiomycota; Agaricomycetes; Agaricales; Omphalotaceae. The record is from RefSeq and is a predicted model, not a curated record. The coding region runs from base 1 to 2679 and encodes 892 amino acids. The transcript is spliced from 3 exons.
AUGACAGCGCGGGCGAGCUACGUUGAUUAUCCCAGACCAAUUAUAGGUUCUCCAGGUUCCGGUGCUUUGGUCUCAGGAAAACGGAUUUCGCAUCGAUACACUCAGAGUGCACCGUCUGCGCUGCUGCCGAUCCCGUCUUUGAGCUCUUCGUUGACCUCGAUAUCAUCAGCGAUCGCUAAUUCAAGUACAUUGACGACACCCACUUGCGACACGUAUGAUGAGUACAUUGCGCCGUCGGUGACUUUGAAUAUAGUGUCUAUCACUGGCAGUGGCACGACGACUCCAGAAGUCGAUCAGGAGUUUGACGUUCCGACACCAAAAGCUUCUCCGAGAGCAAGUUCGAGAAUUCCAGUUCCUGUUCUCCUCGUUAAUCGAACAAGACGUUACACAGCUCCAACUGAGAGCGAGGUCGCCACUGUCGAUCGUGGUCCUUCAUACUCUGAUCUGGGUUUCACGCAGCGAUCACAAAACUUGCGCAAGUCCAAUCCGAGCUUUAUUCCCAUCUCUUCCAACUCGGUCCGUAGUGCUCUCGGAUCGAAAAAGCUAGCAUCCAAAUCUACUUUACGUUCACCCUCAGCAACGGUCUUGUCCCACCGAAGACGGACCUUUUCCCCAGCAACUUCCCGUCCGAACCCUAGCCAACCUUCACAGCCAAAACCUACCUUGGCUAUCUCGUUCGUAUCAUCACCAGAUCCUUGUCCAUCACAGAGUUUACCUGCAAUGGUAAGCUCCAAAACGGACGUAGAUCGGCUGUAUUCACACCGGAGAUAUUCUUCUUCUGAAAUCGGCAAGGCUAUGGAUUCAGCGGCUCGGAAAUGCUAUGGUGCAGCCUCGUGCUCGACGAGUUUAUGUUCCCCGCAAACAGGCUCAUACCGAACGUCAUCGUCCUCCUCGUCCCUUGUUCCCGGCUCACAAGCCGAAACAAUGUCUGGUAAAAGAAUGACGCCCGGGGCUCGUCAUACUACUCACGGCAUGCAUAAUAAUAUUAUUCAUAAACCUGGUUUUAGCUCUUCUCAGACGCUUUUACACAACCCAUCUAAUUCCUCUCGCGCAGCUGAACGCAUGCUUCGGUCUACUCUCGCUCGAGAUGAAACGAAUUCGAUUUCUGAGAAGCGCAGACGACAUUCGUCUGCUACUCCAAACUUAGUAGUAGGCAAUGGUGGUCUGGAGUCGUCGGAGUCGGCGACCACGUUGAAACCCCACGAAAAGAUCCUGCGGGCACGGUUGGAGCGAGUGCUUCUCGCCAACGUGCAGGCUGACGGUACUUCUUUGUACGGAGUCGAUGAUGGUCGGAGAGUUCGGGCAUCGUCGACUGAGUCUGUGAACAUGGGUAGAAGACGAUCGAGGUCAAGAGCUGGUUCAGACACGGGCAUGUUGGGGUGGUUUUGGAGCAAAGGCUCGACAGUUGACGACGAAUACGAAGAUGGCGGCGAUGAGGCAAUCCCAUUACCUGUACCCCCUAUUGCCUGCCCUCACGUCCAAGCUUUCUCGCAGACAUCACAUUUUGCACGUUUCACUUCACCGCAACAGCCUGCUUUACCCUCAUCACCUUCGGCGUCGUCACCGCAGAACCCGUCUCGCAUGCGCUCGCAUACUUCACCGGUUCCGUCUAAUUUCUACAAUGCAUUUCAGAGCCCAUCACAAUCGCCUCGUCCACGACAUGCGUUUUCAUUAGAGACAGUUCCUAGCGUUGGUGAAAUGUCUGUUGAGGAGAUGGAAUCAGACGUCGACAUUCAGGCCGAUACUACCAAAACCGAUACUACUCGCGCAAAUGGUAACACCUCGAGGGGUGUAACACAGAGCCUUAACCAGGCGCAGAAAACACCCAGAAUGCCCACUCCGCCCCCAACGCCGCCUCUUCGUCGUCUCGAGACUAGCGGCAUUAGAAGCACAGGCCAAACUCCCUCAGUAUCGGGCUCGUCUGCUUCGAACACACGGCAAAAUCGGACGAGGCGAUCUACUGAACCCAUGCACACGACUCAACAAAGUGCUCUCGCCACAGCCAUACGUUCCCCAUCACGUUCUUCCACACCAGCUACAGCUUCUGCAUUCCUAACGGAAGCGAAGAGCAGGCGUAAAUCAACCCCCGUGUCUGGUUCUGUCCAGGCAGUGAAAAAUUCCGAAAGGCGGAGAUCCAUCCCGGCGUCAACGGGUGCAGGACCGGACCCGCGAUGUCAUCCUCGAAAUGUCAAUAACUCUGCUGGGCAGAUAGAUUUUGUGCAGUCUGGAAAUCAUCAUCUUGUGGUCCAGAAACCAGAUGCUCGCACACAGCAUGUUAGACAGUCUACGAUGCCUGUGAAUCUUUCUUCUUCCCUCCCUUCUCCGUCCUUUGCGUCGUAUUUACAAACACGCCACCGCCUUAGCAAUUCGACGAGCAACCCUCUUCCUCCGUCUCCUACAGUACAUACAUCCCAUCCCUCUCCUUCUUCUUCUGCUUCCAUGUCCACCCCCUCGCCUACCUCACCAUCUCAACCUCCUUCACCUUCAACAACAGCGUCGUCUUUCAACGCGCACACUGCGUCCAUGCGAUGUCGUCAGAUCGACGGUUACGUAUCGUUCGCGGCUGUCGCGGGUUUGGAGGAGCCUCAUGGUGAUGAUGAGUAUGCUGAUGGACCAGAGGGGUUAGCUGGACGGAGUUCCUCUGACCGGGGAUGGGUCGGACGGUUACUUGGGCUAUAG